AGGCAGGCAGAGCGGGCAGGGCAGGCAGUGCGGGCAGCGCAAGGCAGCUCGCGCCGCCCGGGGAGGGCUCUAAUUCAUCACCCCGUUCAGAGGAGAGGAUGGGACGCCGCUAAACUCCCCGUUCUCCCUCCUCCCUUCCCCCCUCGCCAGGCAAGCCCCCCCUCUCCUCCCCCCUCCGCUGCUCUUUCUCCCUCCCCAAGCAGUGAGGCUCGGACAGUGCUCAGCUCCAGUGCUUUAUUUUGAGAUGAUCGGCCAAGGUCUUUGCAGAUAGAUUUUAUCUGAAGUUAAAUAGCAGGCGCUCGCCGCUCCCUCACCAAUAAGUCAUUUUUAAUAGAGACAAAUUGCCCUGGACGCCCCGGAGCGCCGGUGCCGCCGCUCCUGCCCGCGCCCCCCGCCGAAGCGGAGCGGGCAGCCCGGGCAGCUCCCUCCUCCCGUAAGUGUCCUGCUCGGCGGAGCCGGAGCGCGGCCGUGUGCGGAGAAGGGGAGGCGAGAGGGGGGGAGAGCCUGCCAGCCGCCCCUCCGCCCUGACAGUGCCUGCGCCGGAUGCACAGUGGCCGCGGGACACCUUGGUGCGGAGCGCGGCGAGGAGAUGCGCAGGGGCGGCGGGCAGCGCCGCGGCGCUCAGCCCCUCUAGGCUCGCCCAUGGAGCGCCCCGCGGAGCCCCGGCCGCCGUCGGAUCCCCCACGCCGCUGGUGAGAGCUCUGCUUGUUCUGUAAAGUGGAUGUCAGGUGGAUCUAUGUUCUGGAAGGAACAAAGAGGCAGCGAAGGCAGCGCAGGGGAAGUUUGAGCGGCGAGGAUGCAGGCUGUGUACUGGUACGCGGUCCUUCUGCUGCAGCCCACCCUCUACCUGGUUACCUGUGCAAAUUUAACAAAUGGAGGAAAAACAGAACUUCUAAAAUCAGGAAGCUCCAAAUCCACACUAAAGCACAUAUGGACAGAAAGUAGCAAAGACUUGUCCAUCAGCCGACUGCUGUCACAGACUUUUCGUGGAAAGGAAAAUGAUACAGAUUUGGACCUGCGAUACGAUGCCCCAGAAACUUAUUCUGAGCAAGAUCUCUGGGACUGGCUGAGGAACUCCACAGACCUGCAAGAGCCUCGGCCCAGAGCAAAGAGACGGCCCAUCGUCAAGACUGGGAAAUUUAAGAAAAUGUUUGGCUGGGGAGAUUUUCAUUCCAACAUCAAGACUGUGAAGCUAAAUCUGUUAAUAACCGGGAAAAUUGUUGACCAUGGCAAUGGGACGUUUAGCGUUUACUUCAGGCAUAACUCCACUGGUCAAGGGAAUGUAUCUGUGAGCCUAGUGCCCCCUACAAAAAUAGUGGAAUUUGACUUGGCACAACAGACGGUGAUUGAUGCCAAAGAUUCCAAGUCCUUUAACUGUCGAAUUGAGUAUGAAAAGGUUGACAAGGCUACCAAGAACACACUCUGCAACUAUGACCCUUCAAAAACCUGUUAUCAGGAGCAGACCCAGAGCCACGUGUCAUGGCUUUGCUCCAAGCCCUUUAAAGUAAUCUGUAUUUACAUUUCCUUUUAUAGUACAGAUUAUAAACUAGUACAGAAGGUGUGUCCUGAUUACAACUACCACAGUGACACACCCUACUUCCCAUCAGGGUGAGGACCAACAUGUGUCUGAGACUGAAGCUUGGGGAAUAAAAGAGGUCGUUUGACAGGGCUGUAACCUCGAGGAGGAAGGCCACAUCUAUUGCCUGGAAUGUGUCUACCUACUGCUGCUGAUGUCUGCAAAUGGCUGCAAAUAUGUUAGUGGAAAACAAUCUAAUGUAAUUUUUGCCCAGUCAGCUCCAUGUAUCAAUCUAGUUGUAAAUCACUAUGGAUUUGAAAUAAAACCAUACACAUACACAGAGACACACACUCUUUUCAUCUCACAUCUAUUGAGAUUCCUGUUAAGAGAGCUUUCAUUUUCUGACAUGUAAGGUUUCAGGAUAACCUGUCAUCAAGCAAAAUGGAUUAACUAGAUAGAGAAUGGUUUCUAACGCAGACUGUUUUGGAAAUCUCUUUGAAAGUCCUUUGGGUACACGCUGAUCAAUAACCCCCACUCAUGCAUUCUAUUGCUUGGAAUAGCUGUGCUGGUAAACACUACUGUAGGAGUAAAUACUUGUUAAAAUGGGAAAAAUGUGUGUCUAGAGUUCAGUAUUCCUUAUUAUAUGAACACAGCAAAGCAUUGUGACUUUUUUCCAGCAUACAGUAGGCACAUUCGAGGUGGUAUUAGGUGGCUUUUUUUCCAUGGAACAAGCCUGUGAUUGGUAAAGAUGGGCAAACAUUUGGAAUUUACAUGUGAGCAGACAUUCUGGUUUCAUGUUUAUAUCUGACACUUUAAUCUCUGAUUCUCUAAACCUGGUUGAGUUUAGGCCAGCUAAGGUACUUAAACAUUCUGCAACUAAUCACUAAGGAGGAAAAUGCCUGCUGGAGAACAUGUAAGUUAGAAGUGGCUGUCUUAUCUUUAUUACAAAAUAUUGUAACAAAUUCAAUAUCCUAGUCUUCAUUUGUAUGAAUGGUUUGUAUUGUACAUAAUUUAACCAGUGUUAUUUGAGCUGCUUAUUAAUAUUAACUUGUAAUUGUCUCUCUGCUUGUUAUUGGUUAAAAACAAUCAAGGAAAUGAGGAAUCCAUUUUAUCAAUGUAGCUGUAAACUCCAUUAAAAGACAAAACUAUGUACAAAGCAUUUAUUCAGCUAAAGUCUUGUUGAAAGCUAUACAUAUACAACAUUACGGUAUGUCUGUAUUUAGAUAUUUUAUUUCCAGAGAAAAAAAAAUGAACUGUACAUAAAAAUAAAAAAUCUUGAAGUUGAGUUUCAAUAUGACUGUGUAGAUAGUAGUUUAAAUGGUUCUGACAAGUGGAUAGCACUCCAAGUCUGACAUGGUUUUCAAUCUUGUUUCUUUGCAUAUGUACAUAUAUAUGCAUAUAUUUAUAAAUUUGUGUGUGUGCAUGUAUGUACGUGUAUAUGUGUGUGUGUGCGUGCGCACAAAUACAUAUAGGCAUAUAUGUAGAAUAUAUAAAAAUUUCUCAGGCCCUAUUCCUAGCAAGCAGAUCUUAUUAUUGAAGGAUCUUGAUAACCUGAGUGGCAGCCUCCAUGCAGUUAAGAAAUUACAGGAUCAGGGCUUUGUUUAAAAUGAUUCAUUAUCAUUUAAAAGUGUGGAAACAAGGAGACAUUCUCUGUAAACACAGGCCUGUCUUUGCCUUAAUUCUAGCCUUCUCUGAGGCACUGAUCUCUAUGGAAUAAAGAGAUCCCUUUUUAUGGUUCAAGGGUAUUUCAUUCCUAUAAACACAAAGCUCAUAGCUUUUGUUGUUUUUAUUUUGGUUUGGCUUGGGUUGUUUUUGUGCAUAGUGGCAUACUUUACCCCCAGCAUGCAGGUAACUAGCAACUAUAACAAGUUCAUGCCUAAAAGAAGGCUGCCCAAAGAAGAACUCAGUAUUUCAUCUUGUGUCUUUCAGAAUUAUCGUUCCUAGUAAUGUUUUCUUCCCUCUUCCACCCUCACACCCCAGGUUCCAUGCUUUUGUGUCAAAACUGUGAAUGCAGAUAUGGGUCAGCUUCCAAAUAUGCACAACAUCAUGAACAGCUUCUUCAAAGUCCCAAUAAACGCUCCACUAAUGUUUCAAGAAGUGAGAAGUUUGAAACAACUUCCAGUUGUGGACCUGUCUUGCUGAAAUGUGCAAAACCUAAGUAAGAAUGAAACAAAUGGAUAAUUUUCACAUUGAUGUAUGGGUAGCAGAGGAGACUUCCACAUUAUUAUUGCUUUGGCAUCUUUAUGUGAGAAUGUUUGUGGGAAUUUCUUUAUAGAGAUAUAUAUACAUUUCCCAGGACAAACCUGUGACCCUGGACCCUGUGUACAUUUGGAGAAAGAAAUGGUCCAAGCCAUACAGUCCAGAUUCUGAUCUCAUUCAGGAAUAUGCUGAGAUGCAAUUUUUCUUUUCUUUGACAGGAAUUGUGAUCGUACUGGUAGUGUUUACUCUUUUGUGCUCUAUGGAAAGUAACUGUUCUGAAUAUAAACCAUGAAGUAAUUUGUGCUAUGACCAAGAGUUAAAUCUUGUCUCUAUUAAAGUAAAUGGGAAUUUUGCUAUUGAGUUCUGUACAAAUUUCCAUUUAAUAGUAUGUAGAAUUCCAGUGUUAAAUAUGAUUAGGAAGCUUAGCAAUCCGUAUUACAAUUGAGCAUUACAUGCUUUGUGUUCUUAUUUAUAUUUCUGAAAAAUUGAUGUAAAAUGCUAUUACUGGUAGUUUCAUUAUUUUUCUUUCCUUCUUAAAACUUCCUAUAAAUAUAUGAAGUAUAUGCAUUCUGUUCACAUAUGUACAUAUUUAUCCACUUUUCAAGUAACAUAAAUACAAAUCUGCCUUUGUCACAAUCAGUCAUAGUAUGCUGUUCUUCAUAACCAUUCUUGAGUUUGAACUUGGAAGAGUUCUUUUGUUGAUCUGGUCAUGAAAUAGUUAUCUAAUAUGGAAAUAUAUAAUGUGUUCUUAUGUGCUAGUUCAUGGCAUUUCUCUUUGGGAAAUAUUUCAUGUUUGCUAAUUUUGUUAAAGAAUGUUUCUGGUUUUACCAUUUGAAAAAGGAAUUUAAUGAACAUGAAUGUGUUAAUUCAGUUAAACAAUGUAUGUAUGAGUAUCUGGGUCUUGCACAUGAAUAAUGCCUUAAUGGAGUGCCAGGCCAGGCAAAUAUUGCCUCAAUAUAACUCACCAAUUCUAGACUUAAUAAAGAUGUAUAUCUCUAAAGGUA
Molecule: messenger RNA, 4719 nt
Organism: Strigops habroptila (Kakapo)
Lineage: Eukaryota; Metazoa; Chordata; Aves; Psittaciformes; Psittacidae
Gene: NXPH1
Product: neurexophilin 1
Exons: 3
Coding region: 797-1612 (271 amino acids)
Molecular function (GO): signaling receptor binding
Source: RefSeq, a predicted model, not a curated record